AUGGACAAGGUAAAGGCGCAGCAAGAAAAGGCAAAGGGCAACAGCGCCUUUGCCCGCGGCGAGUGGGCCAUCGCCGUCGGCCACUAUGCCGCCGCACACUUGGCAGACCCCACCGAGCCCACCAUCCCCCUCAACAGGGCCAUGGCCUACCUCAAGCUCGGAAAGUUCCACGACGCAGAGCGAGACUGCACAACCGCGCUCCGCCUCUCGCCGCGUAACGUGAAGGCCACCUUUCGAAGGGCAAAGGCCAGGCUAGGCGCAGGCAACCUCGUAGACGCUCAGAUGGACUUUGAGCAGGUGCUCGAGCUCGACCCGAGAAACAACGAGGCAAAAGCAGAGCUCGUCUCGCUCAAGGCCACCCUCGAACAGAGCAGGCCAAGACGGACAACGCCCCUCGACCUGCCUCAGCCGCCCGACAUCCCUAUCAUCGGCACACCGGCAAACAGUGGCCAGGGAAGCGACCAGCCCGGUACCGCACCGGGCUCUUCGGUCGAGGCUGCUCGCAAAUUCCUGCAGCAGGUCGGCAUGCAGGACCCCAUCGAGGCCGAUAGGCAUGGGCCCGCACCACAUCCGCCCGCAAAGAUACCGCACCGACUGCCAGGAGAGACGGGCGGGUUCCUGCGCGAGGUAGCUUCCAAAAGGGUGGUGGACAAGCCGGCGCCAACCACGCCAGCGCAGGCACCGAAGGCAUCCACUUCGCUGAUCACACCUUUGGCGGAAAAGGACGUCGACAAGACUGGCAACAUGCCUGCGCCGGUCUCGACAGCAGCGCGCAAGACGGCCUCGGCGCUCAGCUUCGGUACAGCUCCUGUUGCUGCAGACGGCGCAGCAAGACUGCAAGGUCGUCAGCCGGCUCCGCUCACCAGCCCGAGCUCGACGCGAAGGCUGAACGCCGUCGAGUUCCAGAGGCUCUGGAAGGAGUCUUCGCGGCUCGGCGCGACGGCCGAGCAGGGUGCAGGCGCAAGGGAGCAGCAGAUAGCGCAGCAGCAGCUCCGCUUCCUGCACAGCCUCGAGGCUACCACUCUGCCGGUCGCGAUGGACUCGCUGCUGGAACCGGAGCUACUGGCCUCGCUGCUGCUCUCGCUCGACACCAGCGUGCGCAUGAUCGCGCAGCUCGACAGCGGUGCCGACGCCAACACCAGACCGGUCAAGCUGCCGUCGUCGGCCGACGCCUCUCGGCUGCUUGAUGUGGUGAGGGGCCUGGUCACGUCGCUGCCGCGUUGCAAGCGGUUCAGCAUGGUCGUCGCCAUGCUCGAUGCGUCCGAGAAGCGGGCCGCGUCGACCCUCAUCCACGCUCUUGAGGACAACGACGCCCUCGAGCCCGCAGACGUCGCAAAGGCCCACGAGGCAUGGGAGGCAUGA
Messenger RNA from Pseudozyma flocculosa PF-1, 1362 nucleotides. RefSeq lists its product as uncharacterized. The transcript has 2 exons. NCBI's taxonomy places the organism in Eukaryota, Fungi, Basidiomycota, Ustilaginomycetes, Ustilaginales, Ustilaginaceae. The record is from RefSeq and is a predicted model, not a curated record. Bases 1 to 1362 code for a protein of 453 amino acids. Gene Ontology annotation, molecular function: protein binding.